Falco peregrinus (peregrine falcon) is the source of this 1169-nucleotide messenger RNA. RefSeq names its product DnaJ heat shock protein family (Hsp40) member C22 (gene DNAJC22). The coding region runs from base 150 to 1112 and encodes 320 amino acids. NCBI's taxonomy places the organism in Eukaryota, Metazoa, Chordata, Aves, Falconiformes, Falconidae. Gene Ontology annotation, cellular component: early endosome; plasma membrane. Gene Ontology annotation, biological process: endocytosis. The transcript has 3 exons. The record is from RefSeq and is a predicted model, not a curated record.
CGUGCCGGGGCAAAGUCUGGCGGGGGGAGGGGUGCCGCUGGGAGCUCCGUGGGGAGAGGGUGCUGGAUGCUGGGGCUGUGCUGGUGCCCACCGGGGCGGUGACCCCCCUGGGCAGCCCUGCCGAGCCAUUUGCCACAGCCGGUGGGAAGAUGGCCAAGCGGCUACUGGUGGCCUACGGGCUGUGGGCACUGGGGGGGCCACUGGGGCUGCACCACAUCUACCUGGGCCGGGACAGCCACGCGCUGCUCUGGAUGCUGACGCUGGGCGGCUUCGGCGGCGGGUGGCUCUGGGAUUUCUGGCACCUUCCUGGCUGGGUGGCUGCUGCCAACGGGGCUGGGGUCCCCAGGGGUCCCCAGGGACCAGCCCCCAGCCCCCUGCGCCUGGUGGGGCAGGUGGUGGUGGGGAUGUAUUUUGGGCUGGCGGCGGCGCUGGGGCUGCCCUGGGUACCGGCACUGUUGGCACAGCCCCUGGCCGUGGGGCUGGGGGUGCAGCUGGUGUCCUCGGUGGGCGACCAGACGGCGGAGGCACCCAGCACCCUGGCUGCAGCCUUCCUCACCUCCCUCCUCUUCCAAGGCCGGGUGCUGGCGGUGCUGCCCACCAGCCUGGCCGCCAGCCUUGUUGCCCACCGGCACCGGCGUUACAAGCCCGGUGGGAUGCCACGGCCGCGGCUGGCGGCCCGGCUUUACCACCUAGGCUUGGCAUGCCUGGCCUUCGCCGCCCCGCUCGCCUGCCGUGGGCUCAGCAUCACCGCCGGGGUGCUGGGCACCAUCCUGGCUCUGCCCCGUGCCACCAUCGAGGUGCUGCUCCUGCCCCUCCGUGCCACCCGGCUCCUGGCAGAGAUCCUGGGCUUCACCGGUGGCUCCCCGGCACGGGAACGCGGUGCAGGAUUGGAACCCAGCAGCUGGAGCCAGCGGCAGCAGCAGGCGUAUGAGGUGCUGGGUCUCCCGGUGGGUUCCUCCGCCGAGGACGUGCACCGGAGCUACCGGGAGCUGGUGAAGGUUUGGCACCCGGAUCACAACCGGCACCGGGGCGAGGAGGCGGAGCGGCGCUUCAUCCAGCUUCAGGAAGCCUACGAGGAGCUGGUGGGACCCCGGAGGGCGGCGGGGGGGUGAUACCGCCCCGGGGACCCCCAGCCCGGGUGGCGAUGGUGAACACGAGGUUUGGCUCUU